Fusarium keratoplasticum is the source of this 1164-nucleotide messenger RNA. RefSeq lists its product as uncharacterized. The record is from RefSeq and is a predicted model, not a curated record. Lineage: Eukaryota; Fungi; Ascomycota; Sordariomycetes; Hypocreales; Nectriaceae. The transcript is spliced from 2 exons. Bases 1 to 1164 code for a protein of 387 amino acids.
AUGGCCGACGCUGACCUCAACCCCUCCGCAGCCACGCACAACUCGCCGCGCACAUGGCUCCUCACCUCGGCCCUCUCGCCGCUCGUCGUCCGCCUCACCCGCCUGCUGCUCUCCCACGGCGACUACGUCGUCGCCUGCCUGCCACCCCAUGAGAUCGACCACGAGGACCGGAGCGCCGAGUUCCGCGAGCUCGUCAACGAGUGCAAGAGCACCCGCAAGGACCGCGAGGGGUGGAAGGAUCGCAUCCGGGGCAUUCGCUGCGAUGGCAACGUCAUGGGCGCGUGCGGUGCCGCCGUCGCAGAGGCGGUUCAGGUCUUUGGGCGGAUAGACAUUCUGCUGUGCUGCAAAUCUGAAGCCGUGGUCGGGACUGUGGAGGAGCUGUCGACGACUCCUUUUACUCAAAACCUCGUUCGUGACCAGUUCGAGUCCAUCUUCUUCUCCCAGGUCAACUUUAUCCGGGCUGCUCUCCCACAGCUCCGGUCGCAACAUACAGGGCACAUCAUUGUCCUCACCAGCACGGGUGGUCACAUUGGCACUCCAGGAAUGUCAAUAUAUACAGCUGCUACUUGGGCCCUAGAGGGCUUCUGCGACUCACUCGCCUACGAAAUUGCGCCUUUCAACAUAAAAGUCACCAUUGUGCAGCCAAACAAGGAGAUACAGUCCUUGACGAACCGCCUCACUUUUGCUCCCCCGAUGCCAGCCUAUGACCAGGGACCUGAGGCUGUCCCGAGUAUUCGCGAUAUACUCUCAAACGUCCUCAAUACGCACCCGGAUACCGCUCUUCCUACGCCCUUGUCUCCUCCUGAAUCUGGCCCCUCACCAAUGUCACCAGCCAGCUCAGCUAUCGAGCCGGAUGUAGUUCCGGGUGAAAUCCUGCAUCGAUAUCCGAAGCUCCCACCCGGUGCUGCCGACAAGCUGGUUAUGGAGACAGUACAUGCGCUCUCAGCCAUCGGAGGUCACGAGAAUCCUCCGGCGCGACACAUUGUUGGUCAUGAGGGCGCCAUUUCAGUAAAGGAAAAGCUCAAAACUGUGACAGAGGAGCUUGAGGACUUUGUGGAGGCGAGUUUAUCGGUUGAUGUCUUUGAGAGUGAACUACAGGCAGAAGCAAGAGAUGGAAAGGCACCGGAACUGAGUCCCCAAGGACCGCCGUCAUCAACUGGUUGA